AUGGCCACAUAUAUAUGUAUCGAGGAGUUCAAAGCCUACUUCAAAAUUUUAUGUCACGAUAUAACUGAAGAAGAAAUGAAGCAUUCUUUUAACACCAUUGAUUCAGAUGACAACGGUGAAAUUAGCCGCGAGGAGUUUGUAGCAGCAUCAAUUGAUUUCUACUUUGGUGUAGAAGAAACAGAG
Messenger RNA from Paramuricea clavata, 183 nucleotides. The record is from the annotation of a GenBank genome assembly. NCBI's taxonomy places the organism in Eukaryota, Metazoa, Cnidaria, Anthozoa, Malacalcyonacea, Plexauridae.